Molecule: messenger RNA, 345 nt
Organism: Histoplasma capsulatum G186AR
Lineage: Eukaryota; Fungi; Ascomycota; Eurotiomycetes; Onygenales; Ajellomycetaceae
Exons: 4
Coding region: 1-345 (114 amino acids)
Molecular function (GO): hydrolase activity
Source: RefSeq, a predicted model, not a curated record
AUGGCCACAACUAGACUUCUUUUCAACCUCUCUCCAUUGCUCGUGAAGUUUCACGGCGGCGGGUUCUGCGAAGGCGAGGCUGAAGCUUCGAUAAGAUCAUUUCUUUUGGAACUGGCACUCAAGCACGGUGCUGCAGUCCUUGCCCCUGACUAUCGGCUGCGCCCUGAGCACGAGAUCGAGGAUGGUCUUGAAGACACUCGUUCAUUCUGGAAAUGGGUUGAGCAGGAUGUGCUUAACGUCGUUGCCGAAUUUCUUCCGGCCCUUGAGCUGGAUUUGAAUAGUCUGCUCGUGUGGGGGGAUAGCGCUGGAGAUACUAUGCCGCCCAUACAGUACUUCUCGACAUGA